CGGCUGCGCGCCAUCGACACCACGCUGGGGCAUCUCGGCAGGCGCAUCGCGACGCACAAGGCGAACGUCGAGGCAUGCGGGGUGGCCCUCGCAGCGGCGCAGACAGAGCUCGAGACUACGCAGCAGGAGCGGGCCGCCCUCACCGAGGAGCGCGCUCAGGUUGCAGCUGCGCAGGUGGUCACCACUCCAGCCGAGCGCGAGAAGCUCCUCCUGGAAACGGUCGGCAAACUCAAGGCCGCGGCAGGCAGCAUCCCGCCGCCCGAGGCGACGGUGCCCACGGAGGGCGGCGGCGAGGCUGCAGCAAGGUCGGCAGCACCCACGGCGCCCGCGGGGCCCGGCGAUGCAGUCGGCAAGGAGCCUGCGGCAGUCGCGGACGACAGCGGCCACGCCGACGCGCCCGCCCGAGCCGAGGCGGAGGUGAUCGACGGCCUGGGAGCCGAGGAGACGGAGGCUGCGCCGGAGCCGGCCAUGGCUGAGCGGGUGGUUGGUGCUGGCGGUCCCGCGCGCGCUCCCCCGCGGCUCGGCCGCGAGCAGCUCCGCACCGCCAUCGCUGCAGCUCGCCCCGAGGCGGGCGAGCGUCGUGGGGUCCUCCAGCGCUCCCCGCUCGUCGCGGUGUUCCCGAAGCCCGCGGGAGGCUGGCGGCCAAUCGGCCUGCUCUCCGGCAUCCCGCGGCUCCAGGGCAAGCUGCGGCAGCCAGCGGCGCGGCGGCGGGAGGCGGGCCUGCAACGCAGCGGAGCGGGCUCGUUCUGGGGCGGCCCUGGCCGAUCGGCCCACGAGUCCGCCUCGCGCCAGGCCCUGGCAGCCGAGGCGGCCAACGCCAUGGGCAUGAAGGGAGCGGCGCUGCUGCUCGCCCUCGGGAAGGCGCCGCAUAUCCACAGCUGCAGCGCCUACGCAGCGGAGCACGUCCUCGGGGCCUGCUGGCGGGAGGCCCGCACGCCGAG
Messenger RNA from Prorocentrum cordatum, 941 nucleotides. The record is from the annotation of a GenBank genome assembly. Lineage: Eukaryota; Dinophyceae; Prorocentrales; Prorocentraceae.